UUUAUUUGUUCUGUUGUUAUUUCGGAAAAAAAUUUCUAUUAAAGUAAAGUUAAAAUAGAAAAAAACAAAAAAAGAAAAUAUUUUUUUAAAUUAUUUGUAAAUUUGAUUUUAAUUUUGUAAUUGCUAUAAAAAAAAUCAAAAAAAAAAAAAUUUUAAUGGCUUUCCAAAAAUUGUUAUUUACACUUAGCCAUAUUAUAGCUUUAUUAAUUGCCGAAUUUUCUUGUGGAUCUGUUGAAAGUUAUGAGAAUGGAUUAAAAAUUGUAAAUACCACGGGCUUUAGAAUAACACCAUUAUGUAAAAUGGAAAUUCAUCAAAUCAAUGAUACACAAAUAAUAUGGCCAGAAACUAGAAAACGAUAUACAAUAUCAGAGCCACCAUGUUUUCAUCAAAUUAAUAAAUCAUUAAUAAUUCGUGAAUGUACAUUAAAUGGAUGGAAAACAAAUUUUGAUUCAAACACAUGCAAUUUUUUAUAUAAAAAUUUAUUUUGUCCCGAUGAUUUUCAUGAAUUUUCAACCAAAUAUGGUUUAUUAUGUUUAAAAAUAUCAAAAUUUAAAGAAAUAUGGAAUGAUAAAUUAUGUUAUGGUUCUGAUAAAUCAAUAUUUGAUUUAAAAUCAAAUGAACAAUCAAUUCUAUUCAAAUAUUUUAUUGAUAAAUUAAAAACAAAUGAAUUUUGGUUACCAGUAAAACGUUAUAAUUAUUCAGAAAAUUUUAAUAAAUUUUUUCCAAUUUUAUGGAGAUUACCCGGUGAAAAUUGGGGACAUUUAUUUAAAAAACAUUAUUAUGAUCACUUAUCUUAUAAUGAAUGUUUGGUCUUGAAUUUUAAUCAUACAAAUAUAAUCUCAGUUAGUAUGACUAAUUGUACAACAGAUAAGAUGAAAUAUAAUUUAUGUAUAUUUGAUAAAAUAAUUACAAAAGUAUCAUGGUGUCCAGAAUCUACACCUUAUAUUCGUUUAGAUAAACCGAAUAUUUGUUUUGGUAUUGGAUCCUACAAUGUUGAUAUUAAGCAUAAUGAAAAUUCAUAUGAUUUUUUUCUUAAAAAUAAACCAAUUGUAAAUUAUUUAUUUAGAAAGUAUAAAUUAAGAGAUAGUAAAAUAUUUUUAAAACGUUUUAUAAUUAAUGAUAAAAAUGGAGAAAAUAAUUCACAAAAUUUAUUAAUAACACAAGAUGGUACUAUAAAAAUUGAAUCAGAUAUGAAUUUAAAACAAUUUAAUUAUUUUAAUUUAAAUAUAAUCAAUUUAAAACAAAUUCAUAAAGUUUCAAUGAAAUUAGAAUUUUAUGAAAUUAAUAAAAAAUUAAUAUUGACUGUAUACAAUCGAAAAUAUAUUUUUAGAUUAAAUUCAAUUGAAAAUGAUGAAGAUUCAAGUCCAGAUUCGGAUGAAAUUGGUAUUAGUUGUUUUACAAAUUCCGAUCAUGAUUUAAUAAAACGUGUCGAAAUAAAAGAUUUAAUAUGGGAAAAUGAAAUGAAAACGGAAUCGUUAUUUGAAUUGAAAUUAUAUGGUAAAGGUCCCGGCGUAUAUUGGUGUGAAGCUCAUACAAUUUAUGAUUUUCAAUUAAUUGAAAGUACAAAAGUGAUUGCUACUAAAAAAAUUAAAGGUAAUAAUUUUGCAUUUUUUAUGCAAAUGCCAUGCAAUAUCAUUGAAUGUAAUGAAAUCUUAUUUAAUAUGAAAGAAAAUUCAAAAAAAAUUGAAAAAACUAUAAAAUCUGCAAGAAAUUUUAAGCAAUUUAUUAAAAAUUUAUUUAAACCAUAUGAUAUCGAAAGUGUCAAAAUAAUGGGAAUCGAAGAAAUCCUACCGAAUGGAAUUAUAAAAUUUAUAUGUCAUGCUGUUGUUUCAGAUAAAUUUUUAUUUCAUGAUGACAGUUCUGAAGAGAGUAGUGAAGAAAUUUUAACAUAUCAUCCUAACAUGGAUCAUAGAACUUAUACAAGAAUUCGGAUGCGAGAUUAUUUAAUUGAAAUAUUAAAUAAUAUUCCAAAUAAUAAUCAAAGUUUUCAAGUGAAUAGUACAGAUUAUUGUUUGGGUGAUAUUUCCGGCAAUCAAUGGAAAACUGUUGAACGUGGUAAAAUGGCAACAACACAUGAACUUUGUAUUUUGAAAAAUGGUUUACUUAAAAUAAGAAAUUGUAUUGGAGAUUUUAUAUAUGGUGCAACAUGGCAAAAUCUAACACAACAAAAUGAUGUUUGUAUAAAACAAAAAUUAUAUUCUUUAAUAACGAAAAAACUGUAUGAAAUUGAAAAAUUUGAUCCAGCAAAAGAUUUACCAUCAAAAGUUUUAAGUAGUGUUCAUCAAACUUUAAAAAAUAUUCAAAAUCAAAAAAAUAUAACAAUAAUAGCAGCAGAUAUUUAUUAUUUAGGACAAAUAUUUCAAAAACUUAAAAAUGAAAUUAUAAAAACUAGUAGAUCAAUUGAAUCAUCACAAAAUGAAACCAAUCACCAAAUAGAUUUGAAAAGUUCAGCAAGAAAAGCUACUCGAAUACAAUUUACACAAGAAUUUAUUAAACAUGUUGUUGAAUUCAAUGAGAUUUUUGAUUAUUUAAUGGAUUUUAAUAAGACAACAAUGAUUUUAUCAGUCAAAUUAAAUUCUACAAAUACAAUUUUAGAUUCAUUUGAAAGUAUAAUCGAUUCAAUAUCAACAAUUCAAAAUAAUUAUUUGAAUGAAACAUUUGAAAAUUCGAUUAAUAAUUUUACCGAUAUUUUAUUAUUUGAUCAAACCAAUAAAAGUUAUUCAGAUUUAGGAGUUUUCUUACAAAUCUAUUCAAAUGUUAUGAUUUUUACAAUUGAUCCAAUUAUUGCUAAUAUUACUGGAAUUGUAAUUUAUUCAGAUUUAAAUACAUUUAAUCAAAACAUAACAUUUCUUAAUUAUGAAUACGAUUUUUUAUAUAAAAAUCAAUCUAAAGAAGAACUUUUAGAAAAUGAACGAUUAGAGGUGGCUUCAUUUUUCCCAGAAUCACUUUGGAAUCGAAUAGGAGAAAUCGAUUAUUUAGCGAAUAAUACAAGAGUAAUUGAAAGUAUAAGACCAAAAAUUGUAAUAAAAAUAUAUCGUAAUGAUGCACUUUUCAUAGAAAAUCGUGAAAUUACAAAUUUUAAAGUUAAUAGUAAAAUUAUAAGUAUUUCAAUACCAGGCUACUCAAAUAAACUACCAGAUACUUUACCGAUUUUUAUGAGAGAUUAUCAAUAUGAAGAUAUUAAUAAUGAAACUGGUAAGAAUACAAAACAUUGUCAUUAUUGGAAUUAUGGAAAUUGGGAAAAUGAUGGUAUACGAUUUGUUAGAAAGACCCAUCAUAAUAUUGCUAAUGAAACAAUAAUAAUGGAAUGUGGAACAUUACAUUUAACACCGUUUGCAUUUUUAGUUGGUGGAACAUAUAAUUUAUCAGUUUCAACAGAUGAUGUUACAAUUACACCAAUUCAUGAAGAAGCUUUAGAUAUUAUUACAUUAUUAGGAUGUUCUUUAUCAAUAAUCGGUGUAAUUGGUAUAUUUAUGACAGCUUUAGUAUUUAAAUCAUGGCGAGAAAAAGCAUCAACAAAAAUCCUAUUACAAUUAUCAAUUGCAAUUAUGUUACAAAUGAUUUUAUUUUGUUUUAUUAAUACUGAAGUAUUAGCAUCACAUUUAAUUGAAAUGAGAAUAUUUUCAAGUUGUAUAAUUUUAGGUGCUCUAAUGCAUUUUUCAAUUUUAGUUCAAUUCUCUUGGAUGUUUAUUAUAGCAUAUUUACAAUAUAAACGUUAUGUUCAAGUAUUAGGUAAUAAAAGACCAAAUCGUUUCCUAUUAAAAUCAUUUUUAUUUGGUUGGAUUGUACCAACAAUACCGGUACUAUUAAUAAUUUUAAUUGAUCGUGAUGCAUAUAUUCCAGUUGAUAAAUCAAAAAUAUGUUAUCCAACUGGAGCAGCACUUUAUUAUGGAACAUUAUUACCGAUAGCAAUUGUUGUAUCAGCUAAUUUUAUAAUAUUUUUUAUUAUUUUCAUUAAUUUAUUACGUGGCAAUGGUGUUAAUUUACGACAUACGGAAAAGAAAAUAGCAAUGUCACAAUUAAGAUUAUUAAUAUUAUUAUUCUUUUUAUUGGGAUUAACAUGGAUAUUUGGAUUUUUAUCAACAAUGCGAUUUGGUUUAGUAUUUUCAUAUUUAUUUUGUUUAACAGCAACAUCACAAGGAUUUGUUUUAUUUAUAUAUUUUGUAAUAUUAGAUCCGGUAACUAGAAAAUUAUGGAUUAGUUAUAUAAAUGAUAUUGGUAAUUUUAGAAAAUCAAAGCAAAAUCCUUAA
Messenger RNA from Condylostylus longicornis, 4250 nucleotides. RefSeq lists its product as uncharacterized. Gene Ontology annotation, cellular component: membrane. NCBI's taxonomy places the organism in Eukaryota, Metazoa, Arthropoda, Insecta, Diptera, Dolichopodidae. Gene Ontology annotation, biological process: G protein-coupled receptor signaling pathway; cell surface receptor signaling pathway. The coding region runs from base 156 to 4250 and encodes 1364 amino acids. The record is from RefSeq and is a predicted model, not a curated record. Gene Ontology annotation, molecular function: G protein-coupled receptor activity. The transcript is spliced from 2 exons.